Messenger RNA from Coregonus clupeaformis (lake whitefish), 2361 nucleotides. Its product is annotated as ice-structuring glycoprotein-like. The record is from RefSeq and is a predicted model, not a curated record. Bases 1 to 2361 code for a protein of 786 amino acids. The transcript has 2 exons. Lineage: Eukaryota; Metazoa; Chordata; Actinopteri; Salmoniformes; Salmonidae.
AUGUCCCAAAGUCACGCAGACACUGCUGUGACUCCAGCCCUACUGCCCAACACUGCUGUGACUCCAGCCCUACUGCCCAACACUGCUGUGACUAAAACCCUACUGCCCAACACUGCUGUGACUCCAGCCCUACUGCCCAACACUGCUGUGACUCCAGCCCUACUGCACGACACUGCUGUGACUCCAGCCCUACUGCACGAUACUGCUGUGACUCCAGCCCUACUGCCCAACACUGCUGUGACUCCAGCCCUACUGCCCAACACUGCUGUGACUCCAGCCCUACUGCACAAUACUGCUGUGACUCCAGCCCUACUGCACGACACUGCUGUGACUCCAGCCCUACUGCACAACACUGCUGUGACUCCAGCCCUACUGCACAACACUGCUGUGACUCCAGCCCUACUGCCCAACACUGCUGUGACUAAAACCCUACUGCCCAACACUGCUGUGACUCCAGCCCUACUGCCCAACACUGCUGUGACUCAAGCCCUACUGCACAACACUGCUGUGACUCCAGCCCUACUGCACGAUACUGCUGUGACUCCAGCCCUACUGCCCAACACUGCUGUGACUCCAGCCCUACUGCCCAACACUGCUGUGACUCCAGCCCUACUGCACAACACUGCUGUGACUCCAGCCCUACUGCCCGACACUGCUGUGACUCCAGCCCUACUGCACGACACUGCUGUGACUCCAGCCCUACUGCCCAACACUGCUGUGACUCCAGCCCUACUGCCCAACACUGCUGUGACUAAAUCCCUACUGCCCGACACUGCUGACUCCAGCCCUACUGCACGAUACUGCUCCCUACUGCCCAACACUGCUGUGACUAAAUCCCUACUGCCCAACACUGCUGUGACUUCAUACCUACUGCCCAACACUGCUGUGACUCCAACCCUACUGCACGACACUGCUGUGUCUCCAACCCUACUGCACGACACUGCUGUGACUCCAGCCCUACUGCACGACACUGCUGUGACUCCAUCCCUACUGCACGAUACUGCUGUGACUCCAGCCCUACUGCCCAACACUGCUGUGACUCCAGCCCUACUGCCCAACACUGCUGUGACUCCAGCCCUACUGCCCGACACUGCUGUGACUCCAGCACUAUUGCACGACACUUCUGUGACUCCAUCCCUACUGCAUGACACUGCUGUGACUAAAUCCCUACUGCCCAACACUGCUGUGACUCCAUCCCUACUGCACGACACUGCUGUGUCUCCAACCCUACUGCACGACACUGCUGUGACUCCAGCCCUACUGCACGACACUGCUGUGACUCCAGCCCUACUGCACGAUACUGCUGUGACUCCAGCCCUACUGCACAACACUGCUGUGACUCCAGCCCUACUGCCCAACACUGCUGUGACUCCAGCCCUACUGCCCGACACUGCUGUGACUCCAGCACUAUUGCACGACACUUCUGUGACUCCCUCCCUACUGCAUGACACUGCUGUGACUAAAUCCCUACUGCCCAACACUGCUGUGACUCCAGCCCUACUGCACGACACUGCUGUGACUCCAGCCCUACAACACGACACUGCUGUGACUCCAGCCCUACUGCCCGACACUUCUGUGACUCCAUCCCUACUGCACGACACUGCUGUGACUAAAUCCCUACUGCCCAACACUGCUGUGACUCCAGCCCUACUGCCCAACACUGCUGUGACUCCAGCCCUACUGCCCGACACUGCUGUGACUCCAGCACUAUUGCACAACACUUCUGUGACUCCCACCCUACUGCACGACACUGCUGUGACUAAAUCCCUACUGCCCAACACUGCUGUGACUCCAGUCCUACUACACGACACUGCUGUGACUCCAGCCCUACUGCACAACACUGCUGUGUAUCCAGCCCUACUGCCCGACACUGCUGUGACUCCACCCCUACUGCACGACACUGCUGUGACUCCAGCUCUACUGCACGACACUGCUGUGACUCUAUCCCUACUGCACGAUACUGCUGUGACUCCAUCCCUACUGCACGACACUGCUGUGACUCUAUCCCUACUGCACGAUACUGCUGUGACUCCAGCCCUACUGCACGACACUGCUGUGACUCCAUCCCUACUGCACGACACUACUGUGACUCUAACCCUACUGCACGACACUGCUGUGACUCCAGCCCUACUGCCCAACACUGCUGUGACUCCAGCCCUACUGCCCGACACUGCUGUGACUCCAGCACUAUUGCACGACACUGCUGUGACACCAGCCCUACUGCCCGACACUUCUGUGACUCCCUCCCUACUGCCCAACACUGCUGUGACUCCAUCCCUACUGCACGACACUGCUGUGACUCCAGCUCUACUGCAAGACAGGGACGUAUUCAUUAGGGCACGCAAAUGGAAAACAUUCUAA